Scatophagus argus is the source of this 4552-nucleotide messenger RNA. It is a transcript of the gene sh3gl1b, whose product is annotated as SH3-domain GRB2-like 1b. The record is from RefSeq and is a predicted model, not a curated record. The coding region runs from base 374 to 1429 and encodes 351 amino acids. Gene Ontology annotation, biological process: synaptic vesicle uncoating. Gene Ontology annotation, cellular component: glutamatergic synapse; presynapse; cytoplasm. Gene Ontology annotation, molecular function: protein binding. The transcript has 9 exons. Lineage: Eukaryota; Metazoa; Chordata; Actinopteri; Scatophagidae.
CAUUAGCGUCUACUGUGUAAACUGGGGAAACGGAUUUCUCCAAAGUGACUGGUGCAGAUUUGGUGCUCGCUCGGUAUAGCUUAGACUUAAAGUGCCCCAGAGUACAUGGGUUUUCAGUUCAGAAUAUAAUACUGUUGUUUUUGGUGGAUUCAUCACAUUUCGCUCCAUUGUAGUGAUAGGGGGGAAGAGUCACCCUCGACGUGGACGUGGUCAGUUGGCGUGUCCCGACUUGGAGUGACGGCUCUGCAGUCCUAUGAUUCCUCCUAAACGUUUUUUGCGCUUGCCCCUUUUCUAACAAACUAUAGCGCUAACUUUAGUUAUAUCGUGACCUAUUUACGCCUUCGUCGGAACUUGAGGACGGCCGGGGUCCAAGAUGUCUGUAGCGGGCUUGAAAAAACAGUUUUAUAAAGCCAGCCAGAUGGUAAGCGAGAAAGUUGGAGGUGCUGAAGGAACUAAACUAGAUGAUGACUUCAGAGACUUGGAACGGAAAGUAGAUGUGACCAGUAAAGCAGUGGUGGAGGUCAUCUCCAAGACAUCGGAGUACCUCCAGCCCAACCCAGCAUCACGGGCCAAGCUGUCCAUGUUGAACACAAUGUCUAAGAUCCGUGGUCAGGUGAAGAAUCCAGGCUACCCACAGGCCGAGGGCCUGUUAGGAGAGUGUAUGAGCAAGUAUGGACGGGAACUUGGAGAGGACACUAACUUUGGUGGAGCUCUCGUAGAUGUUGGAGAAGCCAUGAAGAGAUUGGCAGAAGUCAAAGACUCUCUAGACAUUGAUGUCAAACAGAACUUCAUUGAUCCAUUGCAAGGGCUCUGUGACAAGGACCUCAGAGAGAUACAGCACCACCUGAAGAAGCUGGAAGGCCGUCGCCUGGACUAUGAUUACAAAAAGAAACGUCAGGGCAAGAUCCCAGAUGAGGAGGUCCGACAGGCUCUGGAGAAGUUUCAUGAGUCAAAGGAAGUGGCUGAGACAAGCAUGUACAACCUGCUGGAGACUGAUAUAGAGCAGGUGAGUCAGCUCUCAUCUCUGGUGGAGUCCCAGCUGCAGUACCACAGGCAGGCUGUGCAGGUGCUGGAGGAGCUUUCUGACAAACUCAGAGACAGGAUGAACGAAGCUCAGUCUCGACCUAGACGUGAAUACACACCUAAACCCAAACCUAUCUUCGACUUCGGAAAUGACAAUCAUUCAAAUGGCAGCUACUCAACUUCAAUGGCCCAGCCACCUUCACGCAACUCAGCCCCGGAGCAGCCGAGCUGUAAGGCGUUGUAUGACUUUGAGCCAGAGAAUGAGGGAGAGCUGGGCUUCCACGAGGGCGAUAUCAUCACCCUGACCAAUCAGAUCGACGAGAACUGGUACGAGGGAAUGCUGAACGGCCAGUCGGGAUUCUUCCCUCUCAACUAUGUCGAGGUCCUUGUUCCGUUGCCACACUAAUAUAAAGAGAGCUAAAGAGCCAAGGAGGAGACUGACAGAGUGGAGGAGAAGGAGAAGAGGGCAAGUAGAAUUAGUUCAGAGGGAGGAAAGUGAAGCCAAGGGAUGGUCAACAGAAUAUGCAUUUUCACCUUUAGCUCCAGCAUCGAGCACUUUUUGUCAUCUGGAGUUCUGGAGAAGACGCUCACGUUUCAAAGUCCAGACCAGAAUAUCAACUUAUUCCACUAAGGUAAAAUGAUCUAAGAUGGAUACAAAUAUUGCAUAUUAUCUGGCAGUCAGAAACAUUUCUUGAGGACUAACUAAUGAUACAUUUACAGUAAAUAUUUGUCUUUAACAACAAAUUACUGAUUUCGUAAAGACCAUUUGUACAGCCCAGAUUACAAAGAAGUUGGGAAGCUGUGAAAAACAUAAAUAAAAUGGAAUGUGAUCAUUUGAUAAUCCUUUUCGACAUACUCUCAGUUGAAAACAGUACAAAGGCGACAUAUUUAAUGUUUUACCUGAUCGGCUUCAUUGAUUUAUGUAAAUGCUUAUGCUUCAAACAAGUUGGGACAGGUUCAACAAAAGACUGGGAAAGUUCCGAUCUUCUAAAAAGAAAUACAAAAAAAAAAAAAAAAACCCACCUGUUUGGAACAUCCCACAGGUAAACAGGUUCAUUGAUAACAGAUGAUAGGUUGUGAUAGUAUCAUGAUUGGGUAUGUUAUGGGCAUCCUGGAAAGGCUCAGUCUGUAACAAGCAGGGAUGGGACAAGGUUCACCACUUUGUGAAAUCCAUCAUGAUGUAAACUAUAUUACUACAUGGGCUCAGGAACACUUUGUGAAACUGUUAGUAAAAACAGUUUUUAAGUGAUUGCAUUCUGGUUUUAUUUUUAUUUAUGUUUUACACAGCAUCCAAACUGUAAACGAUGUUCUAUUAAAUCUAGUAAUCAUGUGGAAUGGGGUGGCACAUUCAUAUCAUCUUUUUUGUUUGACAGUACAGUCUGUUUAAAACUCAGGUUGGUUCACCAGUAUAACAGUCACUUUUCAGACUGAAGAGUAAAUGUCAUAUGUAUCUUGACUGAACGUUAUCCUCAUUUCAAAAUGGAAAACCUUGUUUAUGGUCCCUUAAGGACUAGAGCUCAUCUCUUGAUGCCACCUGCUGGCAAGACUAGGAAUUAGUUUUACCUAAACUAAAUGAAACUACACAUGACUAGAAAAGUAGUUUAACUAGUUGAAUCUUAAAAAAAAAAUAAAUAAAUAAAAAAAUACUGCUUUCAUAUUUUUAAUGAAAAACAUGAGCCAAAAUUAGCCUCAGAUCUGUGAUUUAGGCUGUUUUCAGGUUUUGGCUUAUUUGUAAUGCUCUUUUUAAAGAUCCCUGUCUAAGCUGUGCACUGAUGAUAGCUCCAGAAGACAAUGGGCCUGAUACAGUGAUUUCCUUAUAUUGUUUCAGUAUUUGAUUUAUGUUGGUUCAACCUACCACGGUAGUUUAUUUUAAAGUAGAACUGCUUACUGAACAUGUGAGAAAAUGUUGUAAUUGCACCUUUGUCUUCAAAUGAGAUUGAAGCGUGUGUGUCUGACUUACUCCACCAAUACACACAGACCCCAAAGUUAAAUGCAGACAUUGCACCUUUUUGCCAGUUAAGGCAGGCAUGUAUUUGUUGUGUAAGAAUGAUUGCAAAAUGAUUAGUUAUUUAGUGGUUGUCUGCUAAUCUGUUCAGUAGAGGAGACAGAGCCAAAAAAGUUCUAAAAUGCAAUGGAAACAUAUCGCUUGCUUGUUGAACUGCUAACUAUUCUGUAACAUAGCCAUGUAUAUUCAUUUAGUUUGGGCAUGUUUGCCUUAGCACGUUAAACCUUUUCCUUUAUAUGGUAUCUUGAACCCCGUUUUAGGUGCCUGUUGACUCCAUGUCAAAUAGAUGAUGCUGCUGGCAGCGACUCAGUCAUUCAUAUUCAUCACUAACUGUCCCUUCUGUCUGCCCUCGUGUCUUUGAGAAUGUGAAACUCAUCUGUGCUUUGAAAUCUACCCUGUGAUUCUGUCUCACAACGGUUCUGAUUCCAUUUAUUUGUGAGUACAUUUGGCCGUAGUUAAUCUGUUCAGACAAGGCUGGUUUCUUGUCCUGGAUUUAGCCCCAGUCCACACCUGCAGAUGGAGUCUUAUCCAGCAUGCACUGUACGGUAUGAGGGAAAGACCUGGAGUGAAAGGGAAAACAUCAGCGGAAAAUAAGUAUAAGCUGAGAACUUUUGUUACCAAACGUAAAUCCUUAUCAAACAAUGUUGGUAUUGUGACUGAUUUUGAGUUGUUUGAGGGUGGAAAAAGUUUUAAUUGUGAAUGACAGCUGUGGGCUCUUUAACAUUUCCCCUCUUGUCUGUGUUUGUCCAUCACUCUGUGCUGCCGAAUCCUUGCCCCCACUCCUCGGUUUGGUCCUUGUCUAAAUAUGUUUACAUUUCUGAUCUUACCACAUUUCAAUGCUUGUAUCAAGUUCAGGGCAACGUUUAAGGACUGUAGGAGGUGCUGUGUUUGUCACACUGUUAUCAAAAAAAAAAAGAAAAGUCCUUGUUUUAGUGCCUUUGGAAAAGGAUUGAGGGAAAGUACUGCGACUAAUACAGCAACCAAAACCUAACCUUGCUACUUAAAAAGAAUGGUAAAGAAUUUCUCUUCUACGUUUGUCUUAUUUUUAGUCAUUGGCACCUCCAUGUGUGAAAAUGAAAUGCAUGUGUGCACAUUUCUGACACUACAAGCAGUUUCCUGGAUGUGUUGUUUAAACUAAUGUGAGAUUUUUCAGUAGACCACCAGUGGAAACUGUUUUUUAAAAUAGAUUUUAAUGCAUGUUUGAAAAGAAAUUGUCCCACUGAUUCCUUUUAUUUUAAAGGGCUAUGUAUUUGUUUAAUCAGUCUUAAGUGCUCCUUUAAACAGCAUUAAAUCAUUCUGGCUCUCUAUAGUAUUAUUUUUUAUAUACAAGACCUUAAAACAUUUGCAUGUAGUCCUAUAUUACACCUUGUUAAUGUGUGUCUUAGAUUUAAGUUGCCUUUUUACUUUUGGUAUGAGUACAAAAAUUAAACACAAUAUUUUGUCUUUUAUUAUCAGAGUAUUUGUACAUGCUUCUUUCUUGUCCCCUACUUCCCCUUCUUAAAAUAAAUACAAAAGGAAAAUGUC